AUGCAGAGCACUUCAUUUCUUUUCGGAACACUUACGCCUUCACAUAACUCCAACUCGAUUCGAGACCUAAAAUGCUAUUUCGACCAAACUCCAGGUGCGGAAUGGAUGCUUGCUACUGUUGCUGAGCUUCCGGACUACUGGGAUCUUUUAGUAAAGAAGUUGCCAUUUAUCAAUGGCUCGUUAUCAGGCCGGCAGGUACUGGACGACUUCCACCGCUGGCUUCGACAUGGAUUCAAUGCGGACGAAAAUUCACCUCAAUUGGGUAAUAUUCUUCUGCUACCUACAGUGGUGAUAAUUGGUUUGAUUGAGUAUUGGCAUUUUGUUGAAGCAAAGAAUCCAGGAUGUGAUGAUCCACUCCAAGAGUUUAUUUCUCAGCUGCACGAAGGCGACAUGCCUGAUUCCGAGGCCAUUGGCCUCUGUGCCGGGCAGUUGACUGCAUAUGCAGUUGCCAGCAGCCGCACGCGUUCCGAAUUUGAACGUUAUGGCUCCGUUGCGAUUCGCUUAGCAAUGAUGAUCGGAGCAGCUACGGAUGCGCUGGACGCACGCCACGGGAAGGCGAAAUCUUACGUGGCAGCGUGGCGUAAUCCCGAGCAAUGUGAACAGAUGAAACGGGCCAUCGGCCUAGUAUACCCGCAAGCAUACAUUUCUGUUUGGCUUGAUGAGAGACGAGUGACCAUCACCACAACUGCCCAAUGGAUUCGGUCUAGUCUUCUACGUCAAUUUCAGGGAGCGGGUCUGACAGUCGCCGAGUCGACCAUCCAAGGGCCCAUUCACUCGCCUAGCGGUGAGAACAAAGACAUCGCCAAGGCAAUUUGUGAAAUGUGCCAAGCUACGCCAACUUUACACCUAGGGGAUACCUCAAACCUCGCUCUUCGCACUUACACGAACGACGGUCAUGGGAUUCCAGUUGACAAGGGUAGUCUGCACGAGCAGGCAGUGCAAAGCACACUUGUUACAGAGUGUAACUGGCAUGGAACCUUCGCAUCACUACCUCUUUCCCAUAAAAAUUCGACUCAAGGUGUCGUCGCCUUCGGCCCUGACCGCUGUGUCCCUCAAUCCUUCACAACCUCCGUGGGUGCAAGAUUCCUUCAUGUCUCACGCUUAGGUCAUUACAAUGUUCUUUCCAAUAGUAUCAAUAGAUCCACAUCUUCUGCUGUUACUACACCUACUGCUGCUACCCCUGCCGCAGUCACCCCUGCGCCAACUACCCCUUCGUCUCCUAGUCUUCUUCCACCUACUCCGCACACCUCAGCGCAACAAACAGAGCAGGUCCAAAAUACGCCUGCGAUGCAACUCCCAGCAGCAGCAAAGUUGGAGACGGCCGAAAAGGAGAUUGAAGGGAAGCAGUACCGACAGGAUGAGUCUUCACUAUCGACCGAAAGUACGAUUGCUAUAGUAGGCAUGUCUAUUAAAACAGCCGGGGCGGAUGACAUAGACGAGUUCUCGCGCAUGAUGCAAACUGGCACCUCCCAACACGAGCUAGUUGGACCCGAUCGAGUCAAAUUUCAUACGUUGUGGCGUGAGGGUGACUGGGAUCCAUCUUACAAAUGGUAUGCCAACUGGAUGCGGGAUAUUGACAGCUUUGACCAUCAGUUCUUCAAAAAAAGUUCCCGAGAGGCCGCCAACAUGGAUCCGGCGCAAAGACUCUCUUUGCAGGCUGCUUAUCAAGCUGUUGAAAGUUCUGGCUACUAUUGUGGUGAUGAAAGUCCCGCCACAGAAAGGUAUCGGGAUGAGGCUGAUGCGAAUCAUAUUGGCGUAUAUUUGGGAAUAACACUGGAUGAUUAUCAGAAUCACGUUAGGUCCCAUCGCGCUAACGCCUUUUCCAUCACGGGAAAUAUGCGCAGCCUCAUUGCUGGCAAGAUAGCUCAUCAUUUUGGCUGGACGGGCCCAGCAAUGACUCUUGACACUGCGUGCUCCUCGUCUGCUGUUGCCAUUCAUACAGCAUGUCGAGCCAUUCUGGCUAGUGACUGCAAUGCUGCUCUUGCUGGCGGGGUCAACGUCAUUACUGACCCCCUCGCCUUCCAAGAUCUAGCAGCUGCCGGCUUUCUUAGUCCCUCAGGCCAGUGCAAACCCUUCGACGACCGUGCAGAUGGGUACUGCCGGGGAGAAGCAGUGGGUUUCGUCUUUUUGAAGCGACUCUCUGAUGCAUUGGCAGAUGGCAAUCAGAUACUUGGAUGCAUUACCAAGUCAGCUGUUUAUCAGAACGAGAACCACACGCCCAUUUUCGUUCCUAACUCACCUUCUCUAUACAACCUGUUCAAUGAUGUCAUGAGGAAAUCCCAGGUAGAUCCAGGAGACAUAUCAGUCGUGGAAUGUCAUGGGACGGGGACGCCAGUGGGAGAUCCUGCUGAGUGGGAAAGUGUUCGCCAGGCUCUGGAAGGGCCCCAAAGGCCUGAGCCAGUGUACGUCGGGUCUGCGAAAGGCCAUAUAGGUCACACAGAGGGCGCUUCUGGUUUAGUGGCGCUCAUCAAAGUGUUGACUACGAUGCAAAGCGGAUAUAUACCACCACAGGCAAGUCAUGUGAGACUGAACCAUCUCAUACGCCCGACCGACACAAUGCAGAUUGCGACGACUCGACAGCCUUGGAGAGCUGCACGCAAGGCAGCUUUGAUCAAUAACUACGGCGCCAGUGGUUGCAAUGUGGCAAUGGUUGUCACUGAAUACCCAUCCGCCCAGCCAUCACGAGUCAAGAGUAAUUUAGAAGAGUUGUCGAAUGUUCCAUUCUGCAUUUCCGGGCGGACGAUAACCACAGUCAAAGCGAAUUGCGCACGGCUUCUCAAAUACCUUGACAUCCAUGCUGAGCUUAGCCUGGUUGACCUUUCAUUCAAUGUCAGCCGUCAAUCUAGUCGUCUGCUGCCUUACAGAUUCUCAUUCAAAUGUGGCUCCCUUAAUGAUUUGAAAACGUCUCUGUCGCAUAUCUUGUCGCUAUCUCCUGGGCCCGAGGCGGAUGCAAUGAUUACUGCCUACCAGCCCGAGCGGCAAGUUAUUCUGUGUUUUGGUGGCCAGAUAUCAAGAGCCAUUGGACUAGAUCGCACCCUAUACGAUCGUACCAAGAUUCUACAAUAUCAUCUGAAUGAGUGCGACCGGGCAGUCCAGUCGCUAGGGGCGCAAAGUAUCUUCCCGGAUAUUUUCUCCCAUGAAGCAGUAAAAGAUCAGCAACACUUGCAAACAAUGCUUUUCGCAAUGCAAUAUUCCUGCGCAAUGUCCUGGCUGCAGUCUGGGUUAUCCAAGCGAGUGGCUGCUGUUGUUGGUCAUAGCUUCGGGGAAAUUACUGCCAUGUGCAUAUCUGGCGUCCUUUCUCUGCAGGACACUGUGAAGCUGGUGGUUGGAAGAGCACAGUUGGUCCGAGACUCGUGGGGAUCUGAUCCCGGUGCCAUGAUUGCGGUUGAAGCGGACGAAGCUGCCGUGCAGACACUGUUGUCUGAGGCCAACCAGGUGUACGCUGGGUCUCAUUCGGCAAGUAUUGCUUGCUACAACGGUCCUCGAAGUUUCACAUUGGCAGGCUCUCAAGAGGUGAUUGGUAUAGUGACUGACAUUCUUUCCCGAACCUCUCCUGCAAUUCGCAACAAGACAUUGCGAGUCACUAACGCCUUCCACUCAAGUCUUGUGGACUUGAUUGCCUCUGGGCUGAAAGCCGUUGGAGAAAAUAUUACUUUCCAGAAGCCGAGGAUUCCUCUUGAGCGAACAACGGAGACUAGAUCAUCCGCCGAACUUCUAGGCCCCGAGUAUGUGGCCGACCAGAUGAGACAGCCAGUAUUCUUUCAUCAUGCUGUGCAACGCAUCGCAGAGGGCCACCCCAACUGUGUUUGGUUAGAGGCAGGUUCUAGCUCUACAAUCACUGUCAUGGCUCAGCGAGCGUUGGACUCCUCGCAACGAAUGUCCUGUCACUUCCAAGCUGUGAAUAUUGAUGAUUCUGAUGCUUUCAAUAAUCUCGCCGCGGCAACGGUCUCAUUAUGGAAUGAGGGGCUGUCCAUGUCGUUCUGGCCACAUAACGCCAUUCAGACGGCUGAAUAUGCUACCAUUGCGUUGCCUCCAUACCAGUUUGAAAGAGAAAGGCAUUGGGUCGAACUUCGAUCGCCAGUUGAACUCAUUGAGCAAAUUAAAGAAUCUAUCCGGGCAGAGAGCGCUACCAAAGCUUCGGAUCCUACAGUUGAUCCGAAGCGAAAAUGGCUGUUUACUGGAUACAAGGACCCGCACGUCCAUGGCAAGAGGCAGCCUUGUUUCGACAUCAUCACGACAUCACAAGAAUACCGGUCAUUAAUCUCCAGUCAUAUUGUCGCGCAAACAGCUGGAAUCUGCUCUGGCAUGUUGCAGGCGGAUUUAGCUAUCGGUGCGUUAUACAGUCUGCAUCCAGACUGGGUUACCAAAGGAAUUUCCGCCACGCUACACGACGCGACCAACCACGCACCAAUCUGUUUGGAUUCUUCACGUGUUUUAUCUAUUGAAUUCGAAGAUCAAGCGAACGGAUUCUGGGGCUGGCGAAUCGUUGGUUCAUCCAAGGGUGCGCCGCGCGUCGUCCACACGACUGGACGCCUUCAAACGCGGGACCCUAAGGACGUUACAUACCAGGCGGAAUUCCGACGGCUCGGUCGUAUGGUGGAUCAUGAGAGGUGCUUGGCCGUUCUGAACGCGAGACCGAGUGACGAUGACGUGGAAAUAUUACAGGGGCGUGGUAUAUACCGGGCGUUCAACGACAUCGUUGACUUUGGAGAGCAGUACCGCAGUCUUCGCUGGCUGGUCGGUCGAGGCAACGAAAGCGCCGGUCGGUUUUCUAGAACGCCGCAGAAUGAUGCUUGGUUUGACCAACUUCGAGGCGAGCAUAUUAGCCAGGUUGGCGGGAUCUGGGUCAAUUGCAUGAGUGAUCACAGCCGAGAUGAUAUUUUCCUGGGAGCGGAAAUCGAGACCUAUAUGGUUUCUCCCGACUGGGCCAACCGGCCACUACCCAACCGAUGUGAUGUUCUGGCGCGCCAUCUGAAGCACAAGGAUACGGGUGACUAUACAAGUGAUAGCUUUGUGUUUGACCCUGCUAGUGGAGAUUUGGUUCAGGUCUUGCUGGGAGUCCGAUUCACCCGAACACCCCGGGCUUCGUUCGUCCGGGCCUUGCAACGCAUGACACCAGAUCUGCAAACUGGGAAUACCGAAUUGAUUUCACCCAAAAUUCUGCAACCUGUUUCUAUGCAUGCCCCGACUAUUGUGGCCGUGAACGAAGCUCCACAGACAGUAUCCACGAAGGCGAAGAUUCAUGAGACACCGGCGAGAGAUCUGCUCGCCGAGAUGACCGAGCUCGUCGCCAAUAUAGUCGGCGUAGAGGUGGCCGAAAUUGGCUUAGAUGUUAACCUUGUUGACUUUGGUGUCGAUUCCCUGCUUGGACUGGAAUUGCAAAGUGAGAUCAAGACUGUCUUUUCCUGCGCGCCAGACGUAGUCGCAAUACUUGAAGCCACUACCAUACGUGAUUUGGUAGCAUGCCUUCCUAUCUCUGGGGAUUUGCCACAGCAGGAGGCUAUUAACGACAAUCAAUCAACGGAACGUUUCUCUGCAGACCUCUCUUCCCUUUCACAGGCCUCAGAUCCGUAUCUAAUUACCCCAUCUGAGUCCAGUACCUCAAGCUCAUUCGUCCCCGUGGACUUGUUAUGGAGGGCGUCGGACAUUUUAGAGUCUUUCUCUGCCGUAAAAGGCCGUGGUGACCGGAUGAUUUUUGAACACGGCCUGGGAAAUUUUGAAAGUGAUGUUGUUCCAGAUACUAAUCAGAUGUGCACUGCACUUGUCGUGGAAUGUUUUGAGGAGCUCGGGUGUCCACUACGGAGCGCAAAACCUGGUGAUGUUUUGAGCCGCAUACCAUUCAAGCCUCAGCACACGAUCUUCGUGAACUACAUUUACCAGUUCCUUGAGAAAACCGCGCGCCUUAUCAGACUUGAUGAAACCGGGCAGCUCACACGUACUGAAACACCCACUCCCACAGUGAGCAGUAAGGACAUGCUGCCUGGGUUGCUUGAGAAAUACCCUGAUCAUGCUGAUUUUACACAAUUGACGUACCAUGCUGGAAUUCAGCUAGCCAAUGCAUUAUCAGGGCUCACAGAUGGUAAUCGAGUGCUGAUGAGUAAUCCCGAAGGGCGCAAGCUCUGUGAAUCUGUGUAUCACAACUACCCGCUUAACAGAAUUGGAUUUGAAACAAUUCGCGACGUGAUCGUCCAAGCGAUUAAGCACAUUCACAUUGAGAAAGCCCCUCUGAAGGUUCUUGAAUUGGGAGCAGGAACUGGAAGCCUAACUAGCAUAUUGUUACCACUUCUUGCUUCGUUGGAUAUCCCCGUUGAGUAUACUUUCACGGAUCUAUCCUCUUCGCUAGUGGCACAGGCACGUCGCACACUUGGAAAGAAAUACUCAUUCAUGAAGUUUGCCGUCCAAGAUAUAGAAAAGCCACCCAGCAAGGAGAUAGCUGCGCAACAGCACAUUAUUGUCGCAAGCAAUGCAGUCCACGCCACGCGAAGCCUGGAGGACUCGACAAGAAACAUUCGACAGGCAUUGCGACCAGAUGGUUUCCUCAUGAUGCUUGAGAUGCGAGAAGCAUGGCCUGCACUUGAUCUUACUUUUGGACUGUAUGAAGGCUGGUGGCUGUUUGAAGAUGGACGUACCCAUGUCUAUACCUCACCCGAGGUCUGGAAGCGCAGCUUGACAGCUGCUGGAUAUGAAGCUGUUGACUGGACCGAAGGGAGGCUCCCGGAGCACAAAUAUUAUAUGGUCAUUAUCGCUCUCGCAUCCGGGGUAUAA
Aspergillus caelatus is the source of this 6765-nucleotide messenger RNA. RefSeq lists its product as uncharacterized. Gene Ontology annotation, molecular function: fatty acid synthase activity; phosphopantetheine binding; 3-oxoacyl-[acyl-carrier-protein] synthase activity. Gene Ontology annotation, biological process: secondary metabolite biosynthetic process; fatty acid biosynthetic process. NCBI's taxonomy places the organism in Eukaryota, Fungi, Ascomycota, Eurotiomycetes, Eurotiales, Aspergillaceae. The record is from RefSeq and is a predicted model, not a curated record. Bases 1 to 6765 code for a protein of 2254 amino acids. The transcript has a single exon.